Molecule: messenger RNA, 4096 nt
Organism: Erythranthe guttata (spotted monkey flower)
Lineage: Eukaryota; Viridiplantae; Streptophyta; Magnoliopsida; Lamiales; Phrymaceae
Source: RefSeq, a predicted model, not a curated record
CUCUAAACUAUACGUGUGUGUGUGUGUGUGUGUGUGUUUUUCUCUCUCUAGUCUCUCUCCACCCAAACUCGGAAUCUUACCCCCAAAAAAGGAAAUUUUGUACAUUUCUCUACCCACCUUGUCAUCUCUAACUCAGUAUUAGAAGAAAUGAAUCAAUUUUUAUGCUAAUUCGUCGGAGAUCUCCGUCAGAACUCAAUUCAGGACACAGUCAAGAACAAUAUCCCUGAAUUGUUUUAAACGAGCGGUUUGCAUGCAACAUAUUUCAUUCGAUAUUUGACUUGAAGCUCUGAAGCAUCAAUUUAUCGAUACCUGGCUGAGUUUUCUUAUUUGGGUCUAAUGAAAUGCUGAAUUACAGUAUUUUGAUCCUGGAUUGGUAGAAGGCUAUAUGGAAAUUGUAGCUUUGACGUACUUCUCCGAUAUUAUUUAAAUAAAAAGUUUAUGGCAACAUCGAAUGAGAAGUGGAUCGACAGUUUGCAGCCAUCCUCAUUGUUUUGGCCUCCUCCACAAGACGCUGAACAACGGAAGGCUCAAAUUACUGCUUAUGUUGAGUACUUUGGCCAGUUCACCUCCGAACAUUUUCCUGAUGAGAUAGCAGAGUUGAUUCGAAGCCGGUAUCCAUCAAAGGAGAACAGACUCUUUGAUGAUGUUCUUGCAACUUUCGUUCUUCACCACCCAGAGCAUGGACAUUCUGUUAUUCACCCGAUAAUUUCAUGUAUUAUUGACAGUACGCUCGAAUAUGAUAAGAGUGGACCUCCCUUUGCUUCUUUCAUUUCUCUGGUUAGCCCCAAGAGCGAGAAUGAGUAUUCCGAGCAGUGGGCUCUUGCGUGUGGGGAAAUAUUGAGAAUUUUGACUCACUACAACAGACCCAUAUACAAGUUGGAACGCCAGGAAAACGAAGGUGAUAGAAGUAGCAGUGGGAACCAUGCUUCAACUAGUAUGUCAACUGAUGGAGAACCUUCUUUGCCUUCCACACAGUCAGAGAGGAAAACUACGAGGCCAUUGUCUCCCUGGAUCACUGAUAUAUUACUCGCAGCGCCUCUUGGCGUAAGAAGUGAUUAUUUUCGAUGGUGCGGAGGCGUCAUGGGAAAAUAUGCAGCUGGAGAAUUGAAACCACCUUUGACUGUGUCUUCAUCUCGUGGCUCCGGAAAGCAUCCCCAACUUAUGCCAUCAACUCCAAGGUGGGCUGUUGCCAAUGGCGCUGGCGUAAUUCUUAGUGUAUGUGACGAGGAAGUUGCUCGUUAUGAAACUGCUACAUUGACAGCUGUCGCUGUCCCUGCACUUCUUCUUCCUCCUCCAACCACACCCAUGGAUGAGCAUCUAGUUGCUGGUCUACCUGCACUUGAGCCCUAUGCACGCCUCUUUCAUAGAUAUUAUGCAAUUGCUAGUCCGAGUGCCACACAAAGGCUACUUCUGGGACUGCUAGAAGCUCCACCUUCGUGGGCGCCAGAUGCACUUGAUGCUGCUGUCCAACUAGUGGAACUUCUUCGAGCAGCCGAAGACUAUGCCUCAGGCAUGAGGCUUCCAAGGAAUUGGAUGCACUUGCAUUUCUUGCGUGCAAUCGGGAUUGCAAUGUCCAUGCGAGCUGGAAUUGCUGCAGAUUCCGCAGCGGCUUUACUUUUUCGAAUACUUUCUCAACCAGCUUUACUCUUCCCUCCACUGAGACAAGUUGAUGGUAUUGAAGUUCAACACGAACCUCUAGGUGGUUAUAUUUCAUCCGAAAGAAAGCAGCAAAGAGAAUUGCCUGCCAAAGCGACAGUAGAAGCUACUGCACAAGGAAUUGCAUCGAUGCUUUGUGCACAUGGACCAGAGGUUGAGUGGAGAAUAUGUACAAUAUGGGAAGCUGCUUAUGGUUUGAUUCCUCUAAGUUCUUCGGCUGUAGAUCUACCCGAAAUCAUAGUUGCAACGCCUUUACAGCCCCCUUUAUUAUCAUGGAAUUUAUACAUUCCUCUUCUUAAAGUGCUUGAGUAUCUUCCUCGUGGAAGUCCAUCCGAGACAAGUCUUAUGAAGAUAUUUGUGGCCACCGUUGAAGCAAUUCUACAGAGAACAUUCCCACACGAGUCUUCUAGAAAACAAAUUCGAAAAACGAAUUACAUUUUUGGGUCUGCAUCGAAGAAUCUUGCUGUGGCUGAGCUUCGUACGAUGGUCCACUCACUGUUCUUAGAGUCAACUGCUUCUAUAGAGCUUGCUUCUCGUCUUCUCUUUGUCGUGUUAACUGUCUGUGUGAGCCACGAAGCGCAGCACCCUAAAGUUGAAAACUUUUAUUCGGAAAGUUUGGUUAAUGAUUUAAAAGUAGUCAAUGGGAAGAAAAGAGAACUUGAAAGUAAACAGGGUAAGAAACAAGGGCCUGUGGCAGCGUUUGAUUCGUAUGUCAUCGCUGCUGUUUGUGCUUUAUCGUGUGAACUACAGCUCUUUCCCUUGAUCUCAAAAGGUAUUCAAUUAGAUGCAAAAUCGAAUGAUAUAUCGAGUGGAUUGCAAAGUGGUAUGGAAGCAGCUGUUUAUCAUAGUCGUCGAAUAUUAGCGAUUUUGGAGGCACUUUUUUCGUUGAAACCAUCUUCAGUCGGCACAUCGUGGAGUUACAGUUCGAAUGAAAUAGUGGCUGCCGCUAUGGUUGCAGCUCAUGUUUCCGAUUUGUUCCGACAUUCAAAGGCGUGCAUGCGUGCUCUGUCCAUCUUUACAAAGUGCAAGUGGGACGAUGAAAUUCACUCGAGGGCAUCUUCCCUUUUCAGUCUAAUUGAUAUUCACAGCAAAGUUGUCGCCUCCAUAGUAAACAAAGCAGAACCACUGGAGGCAUACCUACAAUUAUCGAAGGAAACUCCUUUAUGUUUUCAUGGGAAAGUACCUACUACUUGCGCUAGCUGUCGCCACAUAGAAUCGGGCCAGCCAUCUUUACUGCCGUGUGAUGCUUUGGUCAGUUAUGGGAAGGCUGAUUCCAAUGAGGUGCAACGAUGUAAAAUGGUCAAAGGGAUAGCAAUUUUGCCUACAGAUGCUUCAGAUUUGGCCAACUUUUUGACGACCGAUAGGCAUAUAGGGUUCAAUUGCAGUGCACAAGUUCUCUUAAGAUCUGUUCUUGCAGAAAAGCAAGAAUUGUGCUUUUCUGUUGUUUCGUUUCUCUGGCACAAAUUGAUUGCAACACCCGAAACACAACCAAGUGCAGAAAGCACGUCUGCUCAGCAAGGAUGGAGGCAGGUGGUCGCUGCACUCUGCAAUGUAGUAUCAGCAACACCAGCAAAAGCUGCAACAGCUGUCGUUCUUCAGGCGGAGAGGGAACUGAAACCUUGGAUAGCAAAAGACGAUGACCUUGGUCAAAAGAUGUGGAGAGUCAACCAAAGAAUCGUGAAAGUGAUUAUCGAGUUAAUGAGAAAUCACGAAACCCCGGAGUCGUUGGUAGUUCUGGCUAGUGCAUCGGAUCUCCUCCUUCGUGCCACAGAUGGAAUGCUUGUCGAUGGAGAAGCGUGCACUUUACCACAGCUUGAGUUGUUGGAAGUUACAGCAAGAGCAAUUCAACCGGUGCUUGAAUGGGGGGAAUCGGGAUUGACAGUUGCAGAUGGCCUUACAAAUCUAUUGAAGUGUCGCCUGCCAGCCACAGUUCGUUGUGUAUCUCAUCCGAGCGCUCAUGUCCGUGCUCUAAGCACUUCAGUUCUCCGUGCUAUUCUCCAUGCCGGUUCAAGAAAACCAAACACCACAAAAACAGGGGCUGCAAAUAGCAUACACAGUCCACGUCAUCAUCAUCAUCUUCUCUUGGAUUGGCAAGCUGAUAUCGAAAAGUGUUUGGCUUGGGAAGCACACAGCAGACGUGUAACUGGCCUGCCCGUUCAGUUUGUUGAUAGUGCUGCAAAGGAAUUAGGCUGUACUAUCUCAGUUUGAAUACUAGUAAGAAUUUUGAAGGACAAAACGAGGUUACAAUUAUUCAUGUGACGAUAAAUUGGCAUAAAGCCAAGGGUAUAGUUCCACUGUGGUUUGAAUCAGGUAUUGAUUAAUGUUUGUUUGAACUUAAAAACAAUAGAUACACUGACUGUCUAUCUUGAAUACCUCUUAUUUGACAAGGUAUUAUUUAAUUUUAUUUCCCUGUGUGUGUAAUAUGGAAUUCAGUUCUCUC